GUAAUAAUAAAAAAUCUGCCAUAGUCUUUUUCAUUUUUUCUCCCUCUCUAAAAAACCGUCAUUGAUUCCAUUUUUCAUUCGUGAAUUCAACAAAAGAGUAAUAUACUAAAUUGUAUAUAUUUUUAAGCUAUCUAUAUUAUCGCAGCUUGUGAAUUGCAAUGAUGAGUGGCAACAUGUCAGGACCUCUAGACCGACCAUUCAGGCCAAGUCUAGAAAAGAUUGACUUUGAAAACCCGGAGCAUGAAAGAAAGACAAGGCUUGGGUCUCUCAAGAAGAAGGCAGUUAAUGCCUCUUCCAAAUUUAGACAUUCUUUUACAAAAAAAGGCCGAAGAAAUAGCAGAGUCAUGUCUGUUGUUUUUGAGGAUGAACAUGACGCAGAGGAAAUAAAGGCAGUUGAUGCAUUCCGUCAAGCACUUAUCUUGGAGGAAUUGCUUCCUGCAAAGCACGACGAUUAUCAUAAAAUGCUAAGAUUUUUGAAGGCCAGAAAAUUUGAUAUUGAAAAAUCAAAGCAAAUGUGGGCUGAUAUGCUCAAGUGGAGGAGCGAAUUCGGUGCAGACACUAUCAUAGAGGAUUUCGAGUUCAAGGAAAAGGAAGAAGUCCUUAAGUAUUAUCCACAAGGGCAUCAUGGAGUUGACAAGGAAGGAAGACCAGUUUAUAUUGAAAGAAUUGGUCAAGUAGAUUCCGUCAAGCUCUUGCAAGUUACAACGAUGGAUCGCUAUCUCAAGUACCAUGUCCAGGAGUUCGAGAGGACCCUCAAUGACAAGAUGCCUGCAUGUUCUAUUGCAGCCAAAAAACACAUCGACACAAGCACAACUAUUCUUGAUGUACAAGGAGUGGGACUGAAGAGCUUUAACAAAUCAGCAAGGGAACUCAUUCAAUGCCUUCAAACUAUUGAUGGUAACAAUUAUCCUGAGAGCUUGUGCCGUAUGUACAUCAUCAAUGCUGGUUCUGGAUUCAGGCUCUUGUGGAACUCUGUCAAGUCAUUCCUCGACCCUAAGACAACUGCAAAGAUUCAUGUUCUUGGUAAUAAAUAUCAGAGCAAGUUGCUUGAAGUAAUUGAUGCCAGUGAGUUGCCAGAGUUCUUAGGUGGUACAUGCACUUGUGCUGACAAAGGAGGAUGUAUGCUUUCUGAUAAAGGCCCAUGGAAUGAUCAAGAUAUAAUGAAAAUGGUUCGCAAUGGCGAACAUAAAUGUUCAAACAGAAUUUUCAUCCCAAUAGUUGAUGAGAAAACAAUCUCAGAGGAUGCAAAUGCUAAUCCUAAUGUUCAAAGGAAUUAUGUAGCUCAUACUCAGCUCUCCCCUGUCCAUGAGGAAGUUGGCAUGAACAAAAAUUAUCCUAGUGCAUAUGACCCCGAAGACUUUAUGCCUAUUGUGGACAAAGCAGUUGAUGUAACUUGGACUAAAGCUAAGGGUGGAGAUUUCUUUCCCAUACAUGAUGCUUCUAAGUCGCCCCAAGGAUUUAGCAACCAAUUAUUCACUGGAGUUAUGACCUUAGUAAUGGGCAUUGUGACAUUGGUCAAGAUGACCGGAAACAUGCCAAGGAAGCUUGCUGAUGCUACCCUGCAGGCUCAUGGCUACCAGUUAAACGAACCAACUAUCUCCGCCAACGACUACUUCAGCAUGAUGAAGCGCAUGGAAGAACUCGAGGAGAAGGUCAUUACUCUAAGCAACAAGCCUAAUGCCUUACCUCCUGAGAAAGAGGAAUUGCUCAACAAUGCCAUGAAACGCAUCGAUACUUUGGAGCAAGAUCUUUGUGCCACUCACAAGGCACUUGAGCAAGCUCUGGUCCGUCAAGCGGAACUUCUAGCAUACGUAGAGAAGAAGAGGAAGAAGAAGAAGUUCUUGGGACUAUUUUGAGUUUUUUUUUAAGGAACAUGGAGAUGUAUUCUUCUUGAGAUGGGGCUUUAAUUAAAAGGAUAGUCAAUAUGAAACAUCCACUGAUUAAAAUAGGUUUGGCUCAUGGAAUCAUCUGGAGAUGAAGAUACUGAUCAUGAAAUUAAGAGAUUGAGGAGUUUAGAAUGUCUGCUCCUGUGAUUAUCUUAAGAAUUAGAAGCAACGGGACAAAAAAAAAUGUGAACAAGGAAGAAUGGUGUCACUAUAUUUUGUUUUGGAGCAUUGCAGUGAAAAAUAUCAUCAAAUUUGCAGAAGGUUUGAAUGGAAUGGACUAAUAGGGGUCUAGACUCUAGAGAAGUUUAGCCCUUGGGCUAUAUAAAUUAACGGAUUGAAGUUGUAUACGUGUAAAUAUUUUUUAUACUAUCAAUGUAGUUAAACCGGUUAUAGAUUACUUAUCUUUUUUUCA
Messenger RNA from Nicotiana attenuata, 2298 nucleotides. Its product is annotated as phosphatidylinositol/phosphatidylcholine transfer protein SFH3-like. The coding region runs from base 159 to 1856 and encodes 565 amino acids. NCBI's taxonomy places the organism in Eukaryota, Viridiplantae, Streptophyta, Magnoliopsida, Solanales, Solanaceae. The record is from RefSeq and is a predicted model, not a curated record. The transcript has 13 exons.